GAAUCGAAAUAUAUCUAUCACUAAAUAUUGCACAAUAUUAAACCAUAACAUAAAAGUAUAUAUAUAUAAGCAGUUGAGAUAAAUUUCAACACAAUAUUACAUACACGCGUAUUACAUACAAGAUGUCGUGUCCGUGGGCAAAAAUUGAAACCCCACAACCACCGAAAUUAAAAGAAAUUAUGUCGGAAGAAGCUGCAAAGGAAAUUCAAAAAAAGAAAGAAAAAAACCUGGAAAGUAAAAACGAAAAUUCUGUUAAUGCGGCAAAUUGUACUGAGGAUUGUUUAGUAAGUGCAAAUGAUAGUCAAAUGGAAUUUGAAGAUGAUGUAUCUUCACGGCUAGUGGAAGAUAAUAUAAACAAUUGCAUUGAAGAGGAUUUAUUAGAAAUCAACAAUAUAAAUAACUGGAAUACGUAUGAUAGUUUAGACGAUAUAUUAGCAUCAAAACCACAAUGCAAUGAUGUUAUAGUGAGUUUAAAAAAAGAAGCUAAACUUUAUGAUUGCUAUGGUAAAAGGUUUGAUCAUAUUUUCACCAAUCCUAAUUCACGUGUACUACUAGCUAAUAUGAUUGAGAGCCAACUAAUAUUAAGAAUUAAUGAAGUUAUUAAUAUAGGAAAACAGACUGUCAUAUUACAAGCAGAUCCCAACUUUUCGUUUGAAUCAAACUUAUGGAAGGAAUGUGUCAUAAAAGUUUUUCAACCUUGUUCUGAACCUUACGACAAAGACGAUUGGCAAUUCUAUAAAAACCCAUACAAAUACUAUUUAUAUAUCCUUCGUCGAUAUUGCUUACAUAGACCGUCAAAGCAUAUAAAAUUCGAUCCUAGGAUAGUGAGCUCUGAAAAUAAAUUAGCCAAACUGGAAUAUAUUAAUCUAAGAAAAUUAUACAAAGCUAAAGUUCCUUGUCCCAAAGUUGUUAUUUUGAAGUAUCACAUAAUGGUUAUGUCAUUUAUUGGAGAAAAAGGCAUACCUGCACCCACAUUGAAAAAUGCUACAAUGACACUAGAUGAUUAUGUUAUCGCUUAUGAACAGGUAAUUAGAGGAAUGAAAUUGAUGUUUAAUGAAGCCCAGGUAAUACAUGCCGAUUUAUCAGAAAAUAAAAUUUUAUGGCAUAAAGGUCAAUGCUAUUUCAUCGAUUUAAUUAAAGCUGUAGGACGGAGGCAUGAUUAUGCAAUGUAUUUCCUUCAUAAAGACUGUAGCACAAUUACUAAAUUUUUUAUGAAGAAAGGAGUACAAAAAGUUUUCUCACCCGAAGAACUAUUUGAAUAUAUAACCGGCUUUGAAUGGGAAGAAUAAAUUUACAAAUCUCUAGCUGGGGAUGAAGUUGUACUUUUUAAUUUUCGGACUGCCUGCAAUAAUCAUGAUUAAAACUGUAUAUUACAACGUUAUCGACAUAAUGGAAUUUGAAUACGAAAUCUGUGAUUAAAGACACUAAGCAAAGAGAUUAGAGCAAAUUAGAGACUAUGAUGUACUAACAUGAACCAUCGGAGAUAUGUAUCGACAAUAAAAUCGAUCAGCUUCACGUUUUCCAAAAUAGACUUAUUAAAUGGCCGAGAAAGUAAUUUUCUUUCUUGAAAAGUUUGUUUUCAAAAUAUAAUUUUUAUAAUUAAAGUUACUGACCUGUUAAUGUAUUGUGAUUUUAUUGGAAGUAUUAUUGUGAUUUUAUAUUUAUUAUUUAAUACUAAAUAAAUAAUAUUUGAAGUAA
Messenger RNA from Diorhabda sublineata, 1698 nucleotides. RefSeq names its product serine/threonine-protein kinase RIO3-like. NCBI's taxonomy places the organism in Eukaryota, Metazoa, Arthropoda, Insecta, Coleoptera, Chrysomelidae. The record is from RefSeq and is a predicted model, not a curated record. Gene Ontology annotation, biological process: maturation of SSU-rRNA. Gene Ontology annotation, cellular component: preribosome, small subunit precursor; cytosol. Gene Ontology annotation, molecular function: protein serine/threonine kinase activity; ATP binding. The coding region runs from base 123 to 1289 and encodes 388 amino acids. The transcript is spliced from 6 exons.